AUGAUUUCGAAAACAUUGCUGUUCUUACUGAUAAGUCCUCUGCUUUCAAAAGCUUUCAUGAAGCAAUCGAUUGGAAUCAGAGGGGUUCUUCGUAGUGGAUCAAAACCACUUAGGGAUCAUGCCGUGAAGUUGUAUGUAAGUAAAAUAGCUCCAUUUUCCGAUGUACUGGUUGCGAGCAACAGGACAGAUUCUAAUGGAUUGUUCUACCUUAUUGGAACAACAGCUCGCAUACCUCUAAUGACCCAAUAUCUUGUUGUCGAGAAUGAUUGCAGUGGAAAGGAGCAGAAAGUUGAGCUUCCGAGUUCGUUGGAGGACCUGCCAAGUUCAAAGGAACCGUCAGUGAUCAGUGACGUCGGUGUUAUAAACCUGGCAAUCUCGCUGUCACGAUGA
Messenger RNA from Haemonchus placei, 390 nucleotides. The record is from the annotation of a GenBank genome assembly. NCBI's taxonomy places the organism in Eukaryota, Metazoa, Nematoda, Chromadorea, Rhabditida, Trichostrongylidae.